Fomitopsis serialis is the source of this 1382-nucleotide messenger RNA. RefSeq names its product eukaryotic translation initiation factor 2B. The transcript is spliced from 7 exons. The record is from RefSeq and is a predicted model, not a curated record. Lineage: Eukaryota; Fungi; Basidiomycota; Agaricomycetes; Polyporales; Fomitopsidaceae. Gene Ontology annotation, molecular function: S-methyl-5-thioribose-1-phosphate isomerase activity. The coding region runs from base 126 to 1283 and encodes 385 amino acids.
UAGCUGAUGCCGCAAAUUGUCUUCGGUGUUCAAUCGCGGCUGUGCAGCUCGCUUCACUCUCUUGCUUUGAAGUCCAGUUGACUCUUCAUACCGAUAUUCUCAACAUCUGUGCUUGCUCGGUCAGUAUGGCCCUGACAUCUAUCAAGACUUCGGGAGACAAGAUCGAGAUUGUCAACCAGCUCUUGCUGCCGCAUACCACUGAGUUCAUCGAGAUCGACUCCAUCGAGCAAGCUCACGAUGUAAUCAAGUCCAUGAAGAUUCGAGGUGCCCCGGCGAUCGCUUCACUCGCCGCCCUGACUAUAGCAUCCCAUCUCUCCCGAGCACUGCAGACCGAGCCUACACCAGACUGGCUUGCUUCACCGGGUCUACUAAAUGAAUACGUAAUUCCGAAGCUCGACUACUUGUACACCGCGCGUCCGACCGCAGUCAACCUCGGGGCGGCUACGCGGCGGCUGAAGCACAGACUCCGAACUUCCCUUGAGGAGGGCAAGGACGCACGCGCGACCGCCCAGGAUUUGAUAGUAGAGGGUCGUGAGAUCGAUGCUGAAGACGUCUCUCGAAACAAGAGAAUGUCGAAGUGGGGAGGGGACUGGUUGAUCGAGCAGGUGAAGGCGAAGGGCAAGCCCACAGAGAAUCUCAAUGUCAUGACAGUAUGCAACACUGGGUCGCUGGCAACAUCUGGUUAUGGCACAGCAUUGGGAUUGAUUACAUACCUCCACGAGACAGGAAAGUUAAGCCGAGCUUUCUUCACGCAAUCCACACCCUACCACCAGGGGUCUAGACUCACAGCACUGGAACUCUUGACGUUGAACAUACCUUCGACUAUGCUCUGCGAUAGCAUGGUGGGGUCGCUAUUCCAGCAUAAUGACGUCCAUGCUGUCGUUGUAGGAGCCGACCGCAUAGCACGGAACGGCGACACGGCUAACAAGGUCGGCACGUACAACGCUGCGGUCCUUGCAUCGCGACACAACAUACCAUUCAUUGUCGUGGCCCCAAUCAGCACCGUCGAUCUUGACAUAGCCGAUGGCAACGCGAUUCCCAUCGAGCAAAGGCCUGCCAUUGAGGCACGACUUGUUCGGGGAGCCGUGUAUCCAUUCGCAUUGAACGCUCAGGGCGUGAAGCAGCAAGCAACUGUUAUGGUCACCCCGGAGAACCUUGAAGGGGUUUACAACCCUAGUUUUGAUGUCACUCCCGCGGAAUUAAUCACUGCUAUCGUGACGGAGAAGGGGGUGGCGGUCAAGACGGAUGGAGCGAGUGGGUUUGACUUAUCGAGUAUUGUUUGAGCAAGCCAGGAAGUCGACAUAGAGCUGUAUUAUGUUGCCGGAUUAGUCACUCUUCUAUAUGUCCUCAGUUGUCGGGAAUUGAUAUGCAUAUGCCAGUGC